Messenger RNA from Cucumis sativus (cucumber), 1171 nucleotides. Its product is annotated as ycf3-interacting protein 1, chloroplastic. The coding region runs from base 126 to 890 and encodes 254 amino acids. Gene Ontology annotation, cellular component: chloroplast thylakoid membrane. Gene Ontology annotation, biological process: response to photooxidative stress; photosystem I assembly. The record is from RefSeq and is a predicted model, not a curated record. Lineage: Eukaryota; Viridiplantae; Streptophyta; Magnoliopsida; Cucurbitales; Cucurbitaceae. The transcript has 6 exons.
GAUAAUCGGUCUAAUAAUUAUUUCUUACUGUAUGGGGGUUGAACGCUGGAAACGGCAUUCGGUUCGGUGACUUAAAAUGCUAUCUGGACGUAUGCCCAAUCAAUCUCUAUAAUCUGCAGAGAAUAAUGGCAGUAAUGGCUCUUCAACUCCGCCACUUCCCCCUCUCCACUUCCCCUUCUUCGUCCAUCGAACACAAUUACGAUAUUUCUCGUCGCUUCCGUUAUCUUCCCCUUCCCAGUCACGGCACUCGCCCCCAUCUCCCAGUUCCCUCUAGCCGCAAUCGACGCUCUCUGGCCUGCGUUGGCAAGGAAGAUACCCAGUUGCGUCAACCGUCGUCCACCACAGAUGAACAGCCUGAAGCACAAGACCUAGAAUACAUUCGUCAGAUUCAAAGGGUACUGGAGCUUCUCAAGAAAAACAGAGACAUGCUCUUUAAUGAGGUUAAACUUACCGUAAUGAUUGAAGAUCCUCGGGAAGUUGAACGCCGGAGAUUACUUGGAAUUGACGAGGAUGACGCCCCAACAAGGGAUGAUUUAGCCGCCACUCUUGAAGAAGUCAAUGAAGGAAAGUUCCCCAAAAAUCGAGUGGCUCUCCAAAUGCUAGCUGAAGAGAUGACCAAUUGGCCCAAUUUGGAGGCUGAGGCACCCAAGAAGAAACGCAGUAAAUCGUUGUAUGCAAAAGCCACAGACACUGGUGUGAAUCCUCGAGAGGCUGCAAAGAGACUAAACAUCGAUUGGGACACUGCAGCUGAGAUUGAAGAUGCCGACUUGAGUGAUGACCCAGAAGUGCCUGCCGCUGUGGGAUAUGGAGCACUGUACAUAGUGACAGCGUUUCCGGUGAUAAUUGGCAUCUCAGUAGUUCUAAUCCUUUUCUACAAUUCUCUUCAAUAGUGCUUCUUCUAUGUGGCAGUAGGCGUGGCUGUGGAUGGCGGAUGUGGUGGUGGUCUAUGAGCUAUCGAGUUUGUAAUGCAUUCAAUUUCAAGCAAGGGCCAGAAUGAGUUCUUGAUGAAUUUAUGAGAUGGCAAAUGUUAAAUGCCGAAACACGUCUUUCAAGUUUCUCUCUUGUUCUUCUGGCAACAAUUACUAAGAGUGCUACUAAUACCAUUUGUUGAUUGCAUAGAUUGGUGGGCAGAGCCGGAGUCAGUGGUAUAAGAGUUAUAGUUUCCACAAAA